Molecule: messenger RNA, 987 nt
Organism: Cynara cardunculus var. scolymus (artichoke)
Lineage: Eukaryota; Viridiplantae; Streptophyta; Magnoliopsida; Asterales; Asteraceae
Product: bZIP transcription factor 11-like
Exons: 1
Coding region: 331-783 (150 amino acids)
Biological process (GO): positive regulation of DNA-templated transcription
Cellular component (GO): nucleus
Molecular function (GO): DNA-binding transcription factor activity; transcription cis-regulatory region binding
Source: RefSeq, a predicted model, not a curated record
UUUCGUCUUCACCCCCAAUCUUCCCUGUAUAAAACAAAGGCUUCAUCAUACCUUCUAAAACCUCUUCUCUUCCCCUUUUCAAUUCAAUUCCAUCUUCGUAUGGAUGUUGUAGAUUGAUGUCUCCUGUUCUCUGUGAAAUCCUCCGUUCCGGUUUUAUGAUCAAUUCCUCCCUAAUCCGCCGCGCCCAUCUUGUUCAAUCCUUCUCUGUCGUCUUCCUCUACUGGUUCUACGUUUUUUCAGAAAUUAACUUCCAUUCUCCGCUAGAUCCCACCACUUAAUCGCCAUUUUUUUACAUACUUUCUUAAAUCUAUAUCUAUAUAACUUCAAUCCAUGGCUUCUUCAAGUGGAAACUCAUCUGGGAUCCACCACUCUGGAUCUGAAGACGGCUUGACGGAUCAAAGGAAGAGGAAGAGAAUGGAAUCCAAUCGCGAAUCGGCUCGGAGAUCAAGGAUGAGGAAGCAACAGCAGCUGAAUGAUCUAUUGGCUCAAGCCAACCAGCUGAAGAAAGAUAACUCACAGAUCUUGAAUACAAUCGACGUUACUACACAGCGAUUUGUUCAGAUCGAAGCCGAUAACUCAGUAUUGAGGGCUCAGGUCAGUGAGCUAAGCCAGAGACUAGAUUCUCUUAACGAAAUCAUCAAUUUCAUCAACGCAAAUACCAAUUGUACAACCAAUCAAUUCACCAAUGACUUUGAUUUCGUGGAGAAUCCAUGGAACAUGAUGUAUUUUAACCAUAACCAACAACCUCUUAUGGCUUCUGCUGCUGAUAUGUUUGGGUACUAGUGAUCGUAGCAUGAUUCAAGGUCCAAUGCUUUGUUGGGUUGUACGUUUAUGAAUUAGGGUUUGUGGGAUUGUACGUUUUAUGGGCUAUGAUUGCCAUCUUUCAACUAUUGGAACCAGAAAUCAAUGUUUGUUGUUAUUUGCCACGAUUUUCGAGAUAUAUUUGUUGUAGAGCUGCUUUUAUCAAGAUUCAUCGGUUUUAGCAAA